AUGAACUUUGCAGAGGAAGAGGGCUCUAAGAGAUACUGCAUUCAAACCAAACAUGUGGCUAUUAUCUGUGCGGUGGUGGUGGGUGUGGGGUUAAUAGUAGGACUUUCCGUGGGCUUGACCCGAUCGUGUGACUCCACCGACGGCACAGCUCCGGCGCCAUCCCACCUUCCUCCCGGGACUAGCCCUUCAGCCCUUCCUCCCACGGCCAGACCUUCAGACGUCCCUCCCCAGGACCCCAGCGCCUGUCCUGCCAGUGAAGAUGACAGUGGAGAUUGGAAACAUUUCAGACUGCCGGACACCGUCAACCCCGUACACUACGACCUGGAGGUGAAGCCCAUGAUGGAGCAGGACACGUACACCGGCAGAGUGACCAUCUCCAUCAACGUGAGCGCACCCACGCAUUACCUGUGGCUGCACCUGCGGGACACCUGGAUCACCCGGCUCCCCGAGCUCAAGAAGCCCUCGGGGGAGCAGGUGAAGCUCAGGAGGUGCUUCGAGUAUAAAAAGCAAGAGUAUGUGGUGGUGGAGGCCGAAGAAGAGCUGGCCCCCGUCGGUGACAAAGGUCCCUACCUCCUGACCAUGGAGUUCGCUGGCUGGCUGAACGGCUCCCUGGUGGGGUUUUACAGAACCACCUACGUGGAGAACGGGCAAGUCAAGAGCAUAGCGGCCACUGACCAUGAACCAACAGAUGCCAGGAAAUCCUUCCCAUGUUUUGAUGAGCCCAACAAAAAGGCGACUUACACCAUAUCCAUCAUCCACCCCAAAGACUAUCAGGCACUUUCAAAUAUGCCCAUGGAGAUAACAGAGUCAGUGGAUGACCAAUGGAUGCGAACAACUUUUCAGAAGUCUGUUCCCAUGAGCACUUACCUGGUGUGCUUUGCUGUACAUCAAUUUGCCUCCAUAACGAAAAUGUCAGAAAGUGGAAAACCUCUCACUAUUUAUGUCCAGCCAGAGCAAAAGCACACAGCUGAGUAUGCUGCAAACAUAACUAAAAUUAUAUUUGAUUAUUUUGAAGACUACUUUGCUAUCAAUUAUUCUCUUCCUAAAUUAGAUAAAAUCGCUAUUCCAGACUUCGGCACUGGUGCCAUGGAGAACUGGGGACUUGUCACUUACAGAGAAACAAACCUGCUUUAUGAUCCUCAGGAAUCAGCCUCAUCCAACCAACAGAGGGUGGCCACUGUGAUUUCCCACGAACUUGUGCAUCAGUGGUUUGGAAAUAUUGUAACCAUGGACUGGUGGGAAGACUUGUGGCUGAAUGAAGGAUUUGCUUCUUUCUUUGAAUUCCUGGGAGUAGACCAUGCAGAAAAAGAGUGGCAAAUGCGUGACCAGAUAUUACUUGAAGAUGUAUUACCUGUACAAGAGGAAGAUUCUUUACUGUCUUCACACCCAAUAGUCGUCACCGUGACAACCCCUGAUGAAAUAACAUCUGUUUUUGAUGGAAUAUCCUAUAGCAAGGGAGCUUCUAUUCUUAGAAUGCUUGAAGACUGGAUAACACCAGAUAAAUUUCAAAGAGGAUGUCAGAUUUACUUGGAAAGAUUCCAAUUCAGGAAUGCAAAGACUUCAGAUUUUUGGGAAGCACUGGAAGAGGCAAGUGAGAAGCCGGUGAGAGAAGUAAUGGACACCUGGACUAGACAGAUGGGUUAUCCUGUGCUAAAUGUGAAUAAAACAAGCGUCACACAGAAGCGUUUUCUGUUGGACUCAAGAGCUGAUCCUUCCCAGCCACCUUCAGAUUUUGGUUACACAUGGAAUAUUCCAAUUAAAUUGACUGAAAAUGAUGUACCACUCAGUGCCUUCUACAAUAGGUCAGAAAAAGAAGGAAUCACUUUGAACCCUUAUGAUCCUAGUGGAAAUACUUUUCUCAAAAUAAAUCCAGAUCAUAUUGGGUUUUAUCGUGUAAAUUAUGAAAAACUAACUUGGGACCGGAUCACUGAGGAUCUUCUCUUAAACCACUCGCAAUUUUCUUCGGCUGACCGUGCAAGUUUUAUUGAUGAUGCUUUUGCCUUGGCAAGAGCUCAACUGCUGGGUUAUGAUGUGGCUCUGAACUUGACCCGGUAUCUCAAAAUGGAAGAGAACUUUUUACCAUGGCAGAGAGCCAUUUCAGCUGUAACUUACAUCAUUAGCAUGUUUGAAGAUGAUAAAGAGCUAUACCCCAUGAUUGAGAAAUACUUCCAAGAUCAAGUGAAGCCCAUUGCAGAUUCUCUGGGAUGGGAUGAUACUGGCAACCACCUCACAAAGUUACUCCGUGCCUCUGUGUUAGGGUUUGCCUGCAAGAUGGGAGAACCAGAAGCCUUGAAUAAUGCUUCCCAGUUAUUUGAGGACUGGAUAAGGACAGGCAAGAGCAUUCCUGUAAAUCUCCGUCUUUUGGGUUAUCGGUAUGGAAUGCAGAACUCUGGAAAUGAAGCUUCAUGGAACUAUACUCUAGAGCAAUACCAGAAAACUUCAUUAGCGCAAGAAAAAGAAAAACUGCUCUAUGGAUUAGCAUCAGUGAAAAAUGUUACUCUUUUGGCAAGGUAUUUGGAUUUGCUCAAGGACCCAAACCUUAUUAAAACUCAGGAUGUGUUUACAGUCAUUCAAUAUAUCUCCUAUAAUAGCUAUGGGAAGAGCAUGGCAUGGAAUUGGAUACAGCUCAACUGGGAAUACCUAGUCAACAGAUUUACACUCAAUAACAGAAACCUUGGCCGGAUUGUCACUAUAGCAGAGCCAUUCAACACUGAAGUACAACUCUGGCAGAUGCAGAGCUUUUUUGGAAAAUAUCCAGAAGCUGGAGCAGGAGAAAAACCUAGGGAACAAGUGGUGGAAACAGUGAAAAACAAUAUUGAGUGGCUAAAACAGAAUAGAGAGACCAUAAAAGAAUGGUUUUUUAACUUAUCAAAUAACAGUUAAUAUGUUCAAAUGUCAUAUUUUUUAAAUUUGUGAAGUUGUUGUUUUUCCUAUUAAGCAUUUGAUGGUCUAAAUUUAGAAGCACUAAGGAGAGAUCCUUAUGAAUGGAUACUGCUUUUGCUAAGUACUGUGUUGAUGUCUU
Molecule: messenger RNA, 3022 nt
Organism: Marmota flaviventris (yellow-bellied marmot)
Lineage: Eukaryota; Metazoa; Chordata; Mammalia; Rodentia; Sciuridae
Gene: Enpep
Product: glutamyl aminopeptidase
Biological process (GO): regulation of blood pressure; peptide catabolic process; proteolysis
Cellular component (GO): plasma membrane; cytoplasm
Molecular function (GO): peptide binding; metalloaminopeptidase activity; zinc ion binding
Source: RefSeq, a predicted model, not a curated record